Amoebophrya sp. A25 is the source of this 3738-nucleotide messenger RNA. The record is from the annotation of a GenBank genome assembly. Lineage: Eukaryota; Dinophyceae; Syndiniales; Amoebophryaceae.
GCGACAACCGCGUCCGGACAGGACGAUGAAGGGGAAGAGACCUCGAGUAUCAAGAGCGACAAGAUGAAGAAGAACUGCUACGCAUUGGAGAUCUGCACAUUGUCCAAGUCGUACUCUGAUGGGCAGAAGUAUGCGAACAGCGAAGUCUCGUUUAGUGUGAAGCCUGGUCAGAUCUUUGCGUUGCUGGGACAUAACGGCGCGGGAAAAACCACCUUGAUGCGGCAGAUUACCGCAAUGGUUCCUCCAACCUCCGGCGACGCUUGGAUCAACGGUUACUCGGUGCGGCACCAUCCGGAUCAGGUCCGGAAGUUUUUGGCAUUCUGUCCGCAGCAAAACCCGAUGUGGCCAGGGUACACUCUUCGGGAGCACUUACAGUUUUUUCUGGCGAUCAGUCGAAGUCACACCAGUCACCAGACGGUCGUGGAGGACGAACGCGCAGGACAACUUCUAGAACAGAAGGACCCCUCGUCGGAAGAAGAUGUUGAUAAAGUUCGCAUGGAGAGGUUCGCGGCGCGCCUUGGCUUGGAGGAGAAGUUGGACACGCUGUGCAGCGACUUGAGCGGAGGGAUGAAGCGGCGCAUGUGGACGCUGUGCGCUCUUUUACAGGGAAAAGACUCUCUUCUGGUUCUAGACGAGCCCACUUCUGGAUUGGACCCGCAGGCGAGGCGCGACGUCUGGCUUUUGCUGGAGGAAGUGUGUCGCGAGGAGAGCAGGGCGUGCGUGUUCUCGACCCACUAUCUCGACGAAGCGGACGUAUUGGCGGAGGAGAAGGUGAUUUUGUCGCAUGGGAAAGUCGUGGCGAAAGGGACAAGCGCGGAAAUGAAACAAGAAUUCGGCCUGGGCUUUUGGCUCACACUCCAGCUUGACGCGAAGAGGAUGACCUCGACGUCUAGAUCUACACACGGGAACAAAACGAAGAUGAGAACUUGUUCUACUUCGGAAGAGCAGUCCUUGAUCCAAGAACAAGCAGCGCUUUUAUUGGAAAAAGCUGGACGCCAUUUCGUUGCCGAGAAGCUUACCCGCCCAGGAGGAGCAUCCCCGUCACGAAUUGGAGAAGAGCUCCAGUUCGUGACCAAAGCCGACGCGCAUGGUUGUAAGCAUUUGAAGUGCCUCGUGCCGCUUAGUGCAGCAAGGCAGAUUCCCGACAUCCUCGACGAUCUGAAAGAGAACGGCUCCGCGUUCGGCUUGGACCCGCGCGUCACCGUGGAGAAGACGACUCUCGAUGAAGUUUUUCAGGCCGUUGGAGAAGAAGGCGAGGAGGAAGAGUUAGAGACUGCGCGCCGUGUCUCCCAGGCUUCCUCGGGGACGUCUGUUGAAGAUGUUGACGAGCGCGUGUUCGAUUCUUGUGAACAAGUCAAAGCGAUCUUUUUGUUCCGCGUACAGGCGGACGCGCGAAAAGUCGUGAUCUAUUGCCUCAUCUGCGUCGCGUUCCUGUGGGGCCUCGCGGGCACCACCCCCCGCACGGGCAAUCACGUCUUGCGCGACGCCGGUUCGCUCACCUCCUCGCUUUUUCUGAUCCUCUCCCUUCUCGGCGGUUCGCAGUUGCUCUACUCCGGUCGCCUCCGUGAGGAACGCGAGGAGGGACGCCUCGCGCAUCUGCUCAUCCACGGCGUCUCUAAAACCGCGUACACCCUCGGCAGCUUCCUCUUCUACCUGCUUCCGUCGCUUCUCACCAUGAUCCUCGGCUUCGCGCUCGCCGCCCAGUGCCUCUGGCCCCCGUGGAGGCAUGCUCCAACGGCCAUGAGUGGCAUCUACCUGUGGGUGGCCGCGAUUGUCUACGCGGUGGAUGCGACAGUGUAUGGGGCCCUGUUCGGCAGCGUGGGUAGUGGAGUACAAGUCCUGUAUUUGAUGGUCGGGACCAUCAUGCCCUUGGUUUUGUUUUCGGCGGCGUGGAAUGAGGUGAAGGACGUUCAGCCAGAGAGAGACGAAGUCGUCACUUUGGACACUCGUAUCGCGGGAAUAGGGUUGUUCCCGGCUGGCGGCGGAGACACCUCGCUGCAGAUGAGCGUGGGCAAAACGCUGGCGGCCUUCCAGUUUGGCCUUGUUCCUCUGCUCUUUCCACACACGGGUGCGGCGGGUCUCUACAGUCACGGGAUGAAGCUAGAGCGGCUGAUGCUCUGGUUGCACCAAUAUCGGAAGGAGCUGCACCGGUUUAGCGAAAAGAACAGCGAAGUCACGUUCGAGACGGCGAGCACUAGUGAGCGGUAUCGAGCAGGCAUUGCGGCCAUGGAUUCUGGUGACCGGCAAAACAGGGACUACUUUGAGCAGAAGAUGCAUGUCCUCGAUGAGGCGCUGUUCGACGAAAACUGGUACGGCGGAGCGAGGGCAAACGUCGCGGGAAACUUGUUUCUGAAGGGGAAGUUGCCAGAUAAGCUUGCAAAUCUCUUCAACGCGGUGACGCCGGCGACUGAGGUGAAGCAAAUUGCGAAAAGAACCUCACCGGAAGCCGUUGUACGGGAGGAAUUGGUCAAAAACCGCAUCCGCAAUGCUGAAUGGGAGAGCGCGACGGACUAUCUACAGUUCGUGCACACAAUGUCGUUCGUCGGGUUUUUUACCGGAUUCGCACUUCGUUUUGUGCUGUUCGUGAUCUUGUUGGCAUCGGAAGCGAUCAAGGAGAAAAGCGGUCGUCGGGGAGAAAGCAAGAACAAAAAGAAAUCUACAACGACAUCAACUGCUGCCCACAUCCACAAGGAAGAAUUCUUGCUGUCAACAUCAUCCGUCGAAGCUGAAGCAGAAGGCCGUGCAGCAGUAUCAGAUGAGGAAGCCGAAGCAAAAAAUGCGGACACCGAACAACAGGCGGCGGCCGUCCUGAGCAGUUCCUGUGAGGAACAACGGCUGAAAGCAGACGAUGAUCACCGUGACGCAGAUGUGGUUGUUGAGGAAAAACGCGUGGAGAAGCACUUCGCAGAAACAGAGACAUCAACUUCGUGUUCGAAGAGCGUUGUCGAUGAAGAUGUUGUCUUGGUGUCUCGCGUGAAGAAGAGAUUCGAAACUUCCUCCAAGUCCAAUGGGACUACUAGUACAGUAGUUGCAGAAAAUUGGGCGUUGAAUGGUGUCAGCUUCGGUGUGCACUCUGGCGAGGUUUUUGGUUUGCUCGGUCCCAACGGUGCGGGCAAGUCGACAAUGUUCACACUGUUAAGUGGGAAGUGGGACAAGAUCGGGGGGCCGACUGAGGGAGACAUCCGUAUUUUGGAAGAAAAUGUGACGCAGUGCGGGUUUGCCGACGCGUACAGGAAAAUGGCGAUCGUGCCUCAAUUUGACAAGCACCUUUUUCCAUACGCCAGUGCGCAACAACACUUGCAACUGUACAUGGUAGUGAAAAAUGUUUCAUCUCGUAGAAGUUCGGGACAUCACACGAAGACGAAGCAAGAUGAAAUUAUUGCGCAGAUUUUGCGCGACGUCGGUCUGAAUCCGGACAACCACCAGCCGGUCGGAGAGUAUUCUGGCGGCAUGAUGCGCAAGCUGUCGUUCGCUCUGUCCUUAAUCACGGAUCCCCAGGUCCUCUUGCUCGAUGAGGUCAGUGGUGGAGUAGACAUCGUCUCCCAGAGGCUGCUGUGGAAGAAGAUGUCUCACCUGAAGCCUCCAAGGCAAACUAUUAUCACAGCGUCGCACAGCAUGGCAGAGGUUGAGGCCGUCUGCGACCGCGUGGGGAUCAUGGUGGCAGGCCAGCUGCAGUGCCUGGGCAGCCUCAGCCGCGUGAAGGAGGUUCACGGGAAUGUCUGUCAACUAGUGCUGCAC